Molecule: messenger RNA, 1926 nt
Organism: Penaeus chinensis
Lineage: Eukaryota; Metazoa; Arthropoda; Malacostraca; Decapoda; Penaeidae
Product: cell wall protein IFF6-like
Exons: 5
Coding region: 113-1327 (404 amino acids)
Source: RefSeq, a predicted model, not a curated record
GAGAUAACACAUGAGUAUAUAUGCUUCUUAGUCAUAUCUUCUUGCCUGCAGUGUAACUUUAGCAGCCAUACUCUGGACAUUACAGGAAUAACCUUCGAUUCAAAGAUCCAAAAUGAGGAAAGGCUCGAGUUUUUGGUGCACUGUGGCAUCGCUGGCAGUUUUGCUGUUGGCAUUCUCGGAUACUGUGGCUGGAGAUGACACAAUGAUCGUCAUGGACAUUCAGCAGGAGCUCAAGCACAUCGACGAUUCCCUGGAUAAGCUUUUGCUGCUGGUGAAUCCCGAGACAACAACUGAUCUUCCUCCCUCAACGGUAUCUUCAGACACACCGGCGUCCCCUGGUUCAUCGGUCGGAUCAUCUGUAGAGGCAUCAACGACACUAGCAUCAGUUGGAUCUUCAGCACAGUCAUCUUCGACACAAGCACCAGCAGAGUCAUCUUCGACACAAGCACCAACAGAGUCAUCUUCGACACAAGCACCAGCAGAGUCAUCUUCAACACAAGAACCAACAGAGUCAUCUUCGACACAAGCACCAGCAGAGUCAUCUUCAACACAAGAACCAACAGAGUCAUCUUCGACACAAACACCAACAGUGUCAUCAUCAAAUGCACCACCUGAGCAAAAGGAGUCUUUUGAGGAGAACCAAUCGUCCUCAAGCGAACAGCCCGAACCGUCCUCAAGCGAACAGCCCGAACCGUCCUCAAGCGAAAAGCCCGAACCGUCCUCAAGCGAACAGCCCCAAUCGUCCUCAAGCGAACAGCCCCAAUCGUCCUCAAGCGAACAGCCUCAAUCGUCCUCAGGCGAACCCACGUCAACCGUCCCACCCAUUCCCGUCUGCACAACGAACGAGAACGAGGACCUGUGCCUGCGCCUGACUUCGGUCCUGGACGACAUCGAGGCUGUGACGAGGACUGUGGCCGAUGGAGCCAUGGGUCAGAGUGAGCUGGACGAGCUGAGGAACUGCUCCACGAGGCUUGACGACGUGAUUGUGGACAUGCACAACGACACAGACUUCAUCGCCAGCAGCGUCGACGUCGAGGCGCUGAUGUCGAGGAAAGAUGCUCUCGACCAGGUGUUGACGAAGGCUGAAGAAGCGGUGGAGGCGGUGCUGUCAUCAGGCGGAGACGAUUACGACCCGACCCUCGCUAUUGUCCUCGGCACUCUGGGGGGCCUCCUGGCAGUUGGCAUCAUCGGCUACGUUGGCUUUGCCUUCUACAAGAAGAAGCAGGCAAAAAAGGCACGUUUGAAUGACAAUCCCAUGAGAAGUAUGGAAAGAGGAUCAGGGCAGGACAACAGUGCAUUCGCCGGCAGCAGCAGCAGAUUGAACUAGGAAAAAGGGGUCAUAUAGUACAGACUCAUAUUCUAUCUCUGACUUUUCGACUGGGCAAUGAGUAAAAAAAGAAAUAAAAGGAGAAAUAAAAGAGGACAUGAUUACUCCGAUUGUGUUGAAGGCAGAGAGAAGAGAUAAAUAAAUUAGUAUUACUGCUACUAAUAACGAUACUGGUAAUAAUAAUACAAAAGUAUCGUACAUAAGAUUUUAAAAUUUUAAGACAUGUUGUAUAUAUAAAUGAUAAGCAUCAGCUGAUUAAGAUAAAAAAAAAAGGAAGUUGAAUCAGAGUGCCCCAGAGUCAGGAUGAGUUGCCAGUUUAUUUUUUCCCCUGAGAUUGGACACAGUGUAAUGAAUUUUAGUUAUGCCUACAGGAAACCAGCGGAAAGUUAGGAGGGAACCAUACUGUAAUUUCUUUUCUAUAUUUGAGAUCUUAGUGUAAUUUCUAAGUAUAAAUAUGUUUACAUAGCUCUGUCGUUUUGCGUGUUCCAUUGUGUUAGUGUAUAUUGCAUUAUGUCUUAUACGUACCUUUUAUGUAUCUUACAAUCAUGUAACUUUUAUAUAAUGUGCUUUAGCCGACUCAAACAAGAACGAAAACAUUA